Molecule: messenger RNA, 3354 nt
Organism: Guillardia theta CCMP2712
Lineage: Eukaryota; Cryptophyceae; Pyrenomonadales; Geminigeraceae
Exons: 3
Coding region: 1-3354 (1117 amino acids)
Source: RefSeq, a predicted model, not a curated record
AUGCUGGUGCUUCCACUGUUGGCAGGACUGAUGGCAGUGGUGAGGGCUGGAUCAGCUACUUCCUUCAACCCUGUGCCUCAUCCGAGGCAAUGCCUCACGCAGACCUCCUUCUCCUUCCCACAAUUCAACGUAAACAAGACGGGCAGCCUGAGGAAACUGCGGUACGCUGAUGGCAGUCUUCACGACGUCUUGCUUCCUUAUGCAGGAUGGGCUUCUGCGAGGAUCCUUGCAGAGAUCUUCUACAUCUUGCUCGCAGAGGUGAUGGAGUAUUCUGUCACAGUCUUCGACAACUCCGUCCCGAAUUCAGGAGCAGGUGUAAACUAUGUAUCUGGAUGCCUCGACCCAACAGACGCUAGCUGUGCAAUCCGAAACCUGACAAACCCUCUCUUGCACUUCACGAUAGAAUCUUGGAGCUCUGGGAUAGAAAGAACACAGAAGCUGCCAAACGACCUACAGCCUACACUGCUAACAGUGAUGGAGUAUGAUACUGUAGAUCAAAUCUUCAUCUGGAGUGAUGUGUACAAUGCUGGCACUCGUCAAAACAUAUUUCUGGACUACUACAAGUUCUAUGACCCUGCACUAUACAGCGCCUUCGAAUAUUUUGAUUCUCUUGACACUCUCCUCAAGAUUCUUCCGAUUGAAUAUUUGGAGACCUGCACUGCGCUGGACACGAAGGAAUUUGGGAACGACAGGAGAAAGAACAAGUACAUUGAGUUCACUCAGAACAACGAGGUAGAUUGCAUGAACGAUGUUGUCUGGCUGUCGCCUGCUUGCAGACGGCUGGCAAACAACUCCAAGUGCAUUCCUUUGAUUGUCCAGUACGAGUACCACGUUGUUUUCCAGCUGUCGUACUUUUUGAAUUUCCCAGUCGCACUACUGAAGGUGAGAGACGGCACGCCGGCCUUUGACGAUGUCUACUAUCGCACGAUCAGGUCUACAAAGCUCAUGUUCGGAUGGUACAAGCCAGAUGACAACCUGCUGGGCUUGUCUGACAAGUAUCCCGUCUUGCUCAAGUGCCCUGACCCCAACACUCUAGAGCAAUCGCAGAGUUUCUUCCGAACAAGUCUAUCCAAUGUCAAGCCGAGGAAUUACUGCUGGAGGUACAUGGCGGCGACCGACGGCCAUGUUGCAUUUCUCGGUUCUCGUUUCAACUUCUACACUCAAGAUAUGGACGCGAUGAUGGGGGCAAGUGCGUUGGCGAAGUCGCGAGGCGACAAGGUCUAUGACGCUAUGUUCAAUGUCGCUUGCCAAUGGGUGCAGACUAACAUGGACACCUGGAAGCAUUGGAUCCCAGCUAUCUGCCCGCCAGGCAUGCUUGCUGAUCCUACCCUCUCCUUCUGUUCGCCAUGCCCGGCUGGUUCGUUUUGUGUCGGAGGAACUGAGGGCUCCCAGCUCUGCCCCAUCGACUCCUUUUGCCCCGCAAAGUCGAGCUCGCCGAUCAAAUGCCGAGGUGGGUAUGUGACUGACGGCCAGGGUCACACGCAAGAGUCGGACUGCACCGUGUGCAGCGGCGGCAAGGUUGAUUUGAACGGAGGAUGCUGGAGCCUGGACGUCGUACUGGUGGUCAUUCUCGUCCCCAUCUUUGUGCUGCUGCUCCUCGUUGGUCAACUCACAAGAUUCUUCACGAGAUCCUCGUCGUCUGCAGAGGAGAAGAAGCUCGCAAAGAUGGUCAAAUCUCUUCGCGCUCGCCUGCACAUCACUCGCAAGGAGGGGUUCUUGCUCAACACAGAGAAAGCAGACAUGUGGGCGGAUAGGGAGAAGCUCGUCCUCAUAGACAAGCAGUCGAUGGAGUCCGCAGCUCGCCUUGCCAUGAUGAAGCGAGAAUUCGACGAGACUUUCUUCGACAGCUUCUGCUACUCCCUCGCUCGCAUUCAGGACAAAGACUCCACUAGUCAUCUCUUCUCCAUCCAGUACAUGAGCCUCUGUAACUGGAUCCUCGAGCUCUGCCAGCAGCUUCUCGAGUACAAUUUGGACUUUUCUUCCCCUUUGAAGGAGAUGUCAAACCACAUGUCCGGAAGUCAGCAUGCAUUGGUGGAGAACCUAGAUAGGGCCCAGCAUAUCAGCGUCUUGCUCGUUGACAUGAAUCAGGAGGAGAGAUAUCGAUUCUUUGAGGACAAGAUGCCGAGAUUGAGCAUCUGGAAUGAUGACGUCACUUUGUUUGUGAAGCUCAAGAACCUUGUGGCUGAGAUAUGCCGAAAGCUGCGCAAAGUCUCAGAGGCGCAGUGCCAGGCCAUCCUGAAGGAGCCUGGAGGCGAAUUGCUGCUGGAGCUCGCAGAUGCCGAAGAUUCCUUGAAACUAAAUGAAAAUGCACCAAGUAGCGAUCCAUGGAGUUCGUAUUCUUCGUCUUUCAUGGAAGGGUUGAGAAACGUGGAUCAAAUACCAGAGACUCCUCUACGACAAGACGAUGCGAGAGUGCAGGCGAUCAGAGUCAGCGAGGAGGAUGUGAAGGAGGCGCGAGCCUUGUUCACUCGCUCCUGUCAGUGUCUUCCCGAGCAUGUUUUUGUUGCGCAGCUCCAUGCCAAGGCGACAACACUGGCGGAGACUUUCCGCGAGUCUUUGCUGCUGCUGCUGCUGCCUCACUCCACCGGUCUCGUAGUGCAACAUGCAGGAGGGGAGGAAGUGACUCUUCGCUGCCGCUUCGAGGGCGAGGAGGAUGACGUCACCGUCCGCUAUGCACGGGUCAAGUCUCAGCACCGCAUGAGAGAGAAGCUGAAAGAGUUCGCUCCUCCUGCUCCUGCUAGUGGUCCUCCUGCUGCUGCUCCUGCUGCUGCUGCUGAUGAUGUUGACAACGCUCCUCCUGCUCUUGCGACUUCUCCAGCUCUGUCCGACGUUUCUCAUGCUGCUCGUUCCGUCAACGUCGCAGCCAUCUCUCGUCUGGCAUCGGCCUCGUUUGUCGCUCCUGCCUGCCGACCGGAGGCCGCGUGGCCUCUUGCUGCCAACAUCGUCGACCCCGUUCGACUCUCCGUCGUCUGCCGCGGGCCGAGCAAGAUGCUUCAAGUCCUCCAGUGGCUGCGGGCGGCUGACAGCAGUGAGCCCCUGUCAGUGUGCAGGAUCAGGAACAAAUUUGUGAGGGCAAGGAGGAAGGAGGAGAAGGGAGAGGAGGAGGAGGAGGAGGUGCAGGGAGAGGUGGAUGGGGGCGGGUUGAGGGUGUUGAUGGUAUCGAUGCUGCUGCGAGGGCCAAGGGGGAUGAACAUCAUCGGGGAGGUUCAGGUGCAUGAUGUGAGGACGUUCCCCUGCUACGUUCAGAUGCAGCGCAUGCUGAAGCUGCGAAGGUCUGAGACGAUGGAGAGCUACAGGUUGGAGCAGGCAGGAGAGGCCGAGGGGGAUAAAGCGAGCAUCUCUGUUGCCACUUGA